UUGUAAUCGAUUCGUUAUCUCUUUCUCUCUAGGGCUCCUGUCUUCCUUCCUUUAUAACCCAAAAAGAAAACGGAAAAAAUGAAGAAAGAAACUUUAUAGCUUAAUUAAUCAGCAUGAAUUAUUGUUGUCGUCUAAGCUGCACCCAAUUCUCACUGUACAGAAACGGAUCCUUCUCUCAAGAAAAACCCUUUAAGGGUUUUUAGCAUUCAGUGCCUUUGUUUUGUUAGAUUUAGAUUAUUUUUUUUUGGAUUAAGAGUUUUGCAGUUUUUUUAUUUUUGUGGGGUUUAAAGAUUUAAAUAGAAAAAACCCAAAAGAAAGAAAGUGAAGAUGAUGAUGGAUGGGGGUGGCGUCGAGCGAACUCCCAAGAUUGGAGAUAACUCUACAGAAGACACUGUAUUCGAUGCAUCUCAAUAUGCAUUCUUUGGUAAAGAUCUUGUUGAGGAAGUUGAGUUAGGUGGAUUGGAGGAUGAUGAAGAGGAGUUGCCUGCAGUUGAUUUAGAAGAGGAGGAGUUUUUCUUUGAUAGACAAGAGGGUGAGGUUUUAAGAUCCCUAUCUGAUGUUGAUGAUCUUGCAAGUACAUUUUCAAUGUUGAACAAGGUUGUGAGUGGACCAAGCACUGGGAUAAUUGGUGAUAGGGGCUCUAGAGAAAGUUCAUCUGCUGCUGAAUGGGCACAGGGAGAGGAAUUUCCUAACUGGUUUGAUCAGCAGCUACUUGAUCCAGAUGGCGUUCAGGAUGGCAAAAGAUGGUCUUCACAGCCAUAUUACUCUACUGCUCGCCUUGCAGAAUCAAAGCCUCUGCACAGAACCUCUUCAUACCCUGAGCAGCAGCAGCAACCACACCACCAACACUACUCUAGUGAACCUAUUCUUGUGCCAAAAUCUUCCUACACUUCAUAUCCUAUCCAAGGUGGACGAUCUCCACAGGCUUCACCAAAUCACAGUCAUCUAAAUAUUCCAUAUCUUUCUGGUGGCCACCAGAUGGCAUUAUCUUCACCGAAUCUCCCUCCCUUCUCUAACUCUCAGCCUCUGCUAAGCGGCUUACAUCAUGGUGGGAAUUUGCCUCAGUUUAGUUCUGGUCUUUCUGCUAAUAGCCGGCCACCAAGCCAAUGGGUCAACCAUACAGGCUUAUAUCCUGGAGACCAUCCCAAUCGCAUGAACAAUAUGUUGCAACAACCAUUAUCUCAUCAAAAUGGGCUAAUGCCUCCACAGUUGAUGCCACAACUGCAGUCACAACAGCAUAGGCUGCACCCCUCAAUUCAGCCAUCAUUGGGCCAUCUAUCAGGGAUGCAUUCUCAAGUAUUUAAUCCCCAUAUCUCUCCAUCCCCGCCUAUGAUGAACAACUUCGACACAAUGCUUGCUCUCGCUGACAGGGAUCAACGACCAAAAGCUGCUCAGAAAGUUAGAGCAAUUAUGCGAUAUCCUCAGCAAGGAUUUGAUGCCAAUGGUCAGAAGAUUGAUAUUGGCUGGCCACAGUUCAGAUCCAAGCACAUGACCACUGAUGAAAUUGAAACUAUUCUCAGAAUGCAGCUGGCUGCAACACACAGUAAUGACCCAUACGUGGAUGAUUAUUACCACCAGGCAUGCCUUUCAAAAAAAACAGCUGGGGCGAAGCUCAAACAUCAUUUCUGUCCAACUCACUUGAGGGAUCUUCCUCCCCGAGCACGUGCUAAUAGUGAGCCACAUGCUUUUCUCCAGGUAGAUGCUCUUGGGAGAGUUCCUUUCUCUUCAAUUCGUAGGCCUCGCCCACUUCUAGAAGUUGAACCUCCAAAUUCAUCUGCUGGUGGCAAUGCUGAGCAGAAUUCUGUUGAGAAGCCCCUAGAACAGGAGCCAAUGCUUGCAGCGAGAGUCACAAUUGAAGAUGGUCUCUGCCUUCUUCUAGAUGUAGAUGAUAUUGAUCGAAUUUUAGAAUUCAAUCAAUUCCAUGAUGGUGGAGCCCAGUUGAGACACAGGAGGCAGGUCUUGUUGGAAGGGCUGGCAGCAUCUAUGCAAUUGGUUGACCCACUUGGCAAGAAUGGGAAUACAGUUGGACUUGCUCCCAAGGAUGAUUUUGUGUUCUUGCAAUUAGUAUCUCUUCCCAAGGGACGGAAGCUUCUUGCAAGGUACCUUCAGCUUCUUUUUACACGCCGCGAUCUCAUGCGGAUUGUUUGUAUGGCCAUUUUUCGUCAUUUAAGGUUUUUGUUUGGAGGUCUCCCUUCUGAUCUCGGAGCUGCAGAAACCACAAAUAACCUUUCAAGAGUUGUAUCUUUAUGUGUACAUCGCAUGGAUCUCGGUUCACUUAGUGCUUGUCUCGCUGCGGUGGUUUGCUCCUCAGAGCAGCCCCCACUUCGCCCCCUUGGAAGCUCAGCUGGAAAUGGGGCUUCCCUCAUUUUGAUGUCUGUUUUGGAGAGAGCAACUGAACUAUCAAAUGAUCCUCAUGAUGCUACCAACUAUAAUGUGACAGAUCAGGCACUUUGGAAGGCCUCAUUUGAUGAGUUUUUUGGCCUCCUUAUCAAGCAUUGCAUAAAUAAAUAUGAUAGCAUCAUGCAGUCUCAAUCAGAUUCAGAUCCAGCUGAAGCUAUCAAGAGGGAACUACCUAUGGAGCUCUUACGUGCAAGUGUUCCCCAUACUAAUGACUACCAGAAAAAGCUGUUGUAUGAUCUUUCUCAACGUUCCUUGGUUGGUCAGGAUGGUGGUAAUGGUGGCCACAUCAAUUCUCAAGCAGUGCUGAGUUAAUAUGAAGCUGCAUGAAAAUCUAAUACCAGGUCACUGAGAAACACAGUUCUAGUAAUGUGAAUAUGGCAGGAAUACUGUUGGAGCAGCAAUAUCACUGGGGAUUUGCUUUUAAUUUGAUGUCCACACUGUGACUAAUUCAGAAUACACGAACUAAAUGAAGCAGCAGGCUUCGGGAGCAACCUGUCAUAAGAGUCGGCUUAGUUUUUUAGUUUCAUUUUUUUUUUUUUGUCAUUUCAAAUCAAUUCCGUGCUCCUGCCUCUACAAAACCUGUAUAAGGCCUGUCCUCUGUUGUGAUAGAAUUCUGUUGGGUUUUUGUCACUUUCCCCCGUCCUCAUAGUUCCUUUUGUCUCGAGGGCCUAUUUUGAUGCUCUGUUGUGAAAUUCCUGAUAUUGAGAUGUAGUGGGGUAGUUUGUACAGGGUUUGCAAAAAGGUUUCCCGCUUUCCUCUGCUAUUUGUUAUCAAGGAGGUGGGGUGGAUAUGAUUUUCAUGUUCUAGUUUGGGCACUGUGACAUCCUAUGGCAAUAAAGCCAGGCAGGCGCUGGUGGCUGUGUUGUCGAACAGGGCAGCUAAGGAGUUUGAAUUCUUCUAGUAAUUACCAAGUUGAGCCUGUAACAUUGCCUGUCAGUUUUUCUCAUAACAAUCAUUUAUAUUGCAUUAAUGCUAUACUGCAUGCGUUUCUCCUAUUGCUA
Messenger RNA from Populus euphratica (Euphrates poplar), 3401 nucleotides. RefSeq names its product topoisomerase II-associated protein. The transcript is spliced from 5 exons. The record is from RefSeq and is a predicted model, not a curated record. NCBI's taxonomy places the organism in Eukaryota, Viridiplantae, Streptophyta, Magnoliopsida, Malpighiales, Salicaceae. The coding region runs from base 328 to 2712 and encodes 794 amino acids. Gene Ontology annotation, biological process: P-body assembly; deadenylation-dependent decapping of nuclear-transcribed mRNA. Gene Ontology annotation, cellular component: P-body. Gene Ontology annotation, molecular function: RNA binding.